AUGGCAAAAGCAUUAAGUUUUAAAGUGGUUCGUGUGAUGAACAUAUAUUGGCAAGUAGAAAAGUCUGGAACAGAUUGUGGAGUAUACCUUAUAAGGCAUAUGGAAAUUUACAUGGGGGAAAAUGAAGGGCGUUGGGGGUGUGGUCUUAUAGGUAAAUUGCCUGGUGAUGUGGCAGCUAUUGGCAAAUUAAGAACGAAAUACAUGGCAAGAAUGUUGACAACUGACUUCAACGAGUAUAAGAGUAUGAUGGUUAAAGAUUUUGAAACGUUUCGUAAGCUUGAUAUUUUGAAACAAACUAUGCUUCUUCAAGAGUCAGGUGAAAAUAGGAAGAAAAAGAGAAAAGCAAAGGGUCAUCGGUAA
Messenger RNA from Lactuca saligna, 360 nucleotides. The record is from the annotation of a GenBank genome assembly. Lineage: Eukaryota; Viridiplantae; Streptophyta; Magnoliopsida; Asterales; Asteraceae.